This is a messenger RNA of Seriola aureovittata, 2885 nucleotides long. RefSeq names its product gastrula zinc finger protein XlCGF57.1-like. The record is from RefSeq and is a predicted model, not a curated record. Lineage: Eukaryota; Metazoa; Chordata; Actinopteri; Carangiformes; Carangidae. Bases 104 to 1873 code for a protein of 589 amino acids. The transcript is spliced from 2 exons.
GUUAAUAUUUUCUUAACGAUCAUAACGAUGCUAGCAGUAAACGGAGUCGUUGGCUAAAUCCAAAUAACGAGUGGAAACCCGUCGUUUUGUGAAGAGAUCAGCGAUGGACCGACGCCGUAAACUGUUGGAUGUGGUUUUUAAAUCUGAGACGAAGCUGAGAGGAGAAGUGUUACCUUCAGAUAUCCGAAGAGUGAUUGUUGGGGAAGAAGAGCAGCAGGAGUGGAGCUCCAGUCUGGACCAGGAGGACCAGGAGGACCCAGAGCCCCCACACAUCAAAGAGGAACAGGAGGAACUCUGGACCAGUCAGGAGGGAGAGCAGCUUCAAGGACUGGAGGAGGCUGAUAUCACCAAGUUCACAUUCGCUCCUGUCCCUGUGAAGUGUGAAGAUGAUGAUGAUGAUGGAGAGAAAGCUCAGUCCUCACAGCUUCAUCAGAGUCAGACUGAAGAGAACAGGAGAAUUGAACAGAUGAAAACAGAAGCUGGUGAAGAGGACUCUGGAGGACCAGAACCAGCCAGGAACUCAGAUCCAGACAGCUGUUUACAACCAGAUACUGAUUACAAGGCUUCAGACUCUUCAGAUACUGAAGUUAGUGAUGGCGAUUGGGAAUCUCAGUCCGGUUUAGAUUCUCUGAAAAAUAAUGACGUCACUGUCAUGGAUUUUAACUGUAAUACUGUAGAGAGAUCAUUCAGCUGCUCUGAGUGUGGCCAAAGAUUUGGCCGCAAGCCCCAUCUGAAUGCACACAUGAGAAUUCACACAGGAGAGAAACCAUUUAGUUGCUCCUUUUGCGGUAAAAGAUUUUCUCAAAAGGGAAACUCAAUUAGUCACAUGAGACUUCACACCGGAGAAAAACCUUUCAGCUGCUCCAUCUGUAAAAAAUGUUUUAGAUAUAGUGGAGAUGUCAGCAGACACAUGAGAAUCCACACAGGAAAAAAAAAAAUCAAACGCAGUGUUAGUGACGAGAUCAACAGCAACAUUGACACGGUAUCAGAACCCGACAGGAACUUAGAUCCAGAUGGAUAUUUACCACCAGUUACUGAUGAUAAAACCCCAGAACCUGAGACUGAACCGAGCGAUGAUGGUUGGAAGGACACCAGGGACCAGUCAGAUUUAAAUGCUCACGAAAUUGAUGAUGUCUCCGAAAGUGAUAUAAGAUGUAACACUGACAAGGAGUCGUUUAGCUGCUCUGAGUGUGGGAGAACAUUUUGUCGCAAGGACCAUCUGAUGAGCCACAUGAGAACGCACACGGGAGAGAAACCAUUCAGUUGCUCGGUUUGUCAGAAACGUUUCAGCUGCAGCGGGAACAUUUUGGCACACAUGAGAAUUCACACAGGAGAGAAACCCUUUGAAUGCUCAUUCUGCGGCAAAAGUUUCAGUCAGAAAGGAACUUUGCAGCUACACAUAAGAAUUCAUACUGGAGAGAAACCGUUUAGUUGCCCAUUUUGCGAUAAAAGAUUUGCCCAUAAAAGACGUAUGACCCUGCACAUGUCGGUCCACACAGAGGAGAAACGAUUCAGCUGCAGCGUUUGUGACAAAAGGUUCACUUGGUAUACUCAACUCAAAACCCACAAGUGUGUCGGCGAGUCCUCGCAGCUUCGUCAAAGCCAAACUGAGAAAAAGGUUUCUGCCAAAGAAUCUUUUAGCUGCACUGAGUGUGGUAAAAAAUUUAGCCUCAAGGGGAAUCUGAAGACACACAUGAGAAUUCACACAGGAGAGAAACCGUUCAGUUGCUCAGUUUGUGGUAAGAGUUUUAAACAAAAUGUACAUCUCACAGAGCACAUGACGAUUCACACAGGUGAGAAACUGUAUAAAUGCAAUGUUUGUGGUAAAGGAUUCAAUAAGAAGUUACUUGUCAAAAAACAUACAUGUGUUUAAUCCCUGGACACUUGUCAGCUCGUGAUCACAAUCUGAAUUCAUGGAUUUAUAUUCACAAAGAUGUUGAGUGAAUAGAAUAGUUUGGACGUUUUGCAGUUAAAAAAAAAACCCAGCAGUGAGAUGUGAGUUUUUCUGCAUGUAAACAAUCUACCUGACUGUGCAUCGUUUUCCAGUAUAGAAGGAAACAAUGUUCAUGAAGAUUCGGAUCUUGUUAGCAACUCAAUACCUGAGGUUUGAUAAUUACUGAAUGUUUAGUGUUGAAAUCAAAACACCACUGAUUGUAGAAAGCUGAAAUGUUUUACUUUGAAACCAUCUAUCUCAAUUUAUGUGGCCUGACCUGAGCCAACCACACUCAACUGUCCCACUGUUACUACAGACACAUGAACUAACUACAGACAGUAUCUUAUGGGGAGUUGUGAAUAAAAACUGACUUCAAAACACUACCAUCCUUACCUGAACAGGCAGGGAGCAACAUGACACUGUUGAGAAAGACGCUGCUUCAAGGCUGGGGUUUAAGAUACUAAUGUAAUUAGAAAUGUCAGUGGGAUUUUGAACAAGGUUUUCUUUCUUUCAAAUUGCACAAUGUGAAAUUUAUCAAAACCAAAUAAUGAUGGCUUUCAAAGUAAAGAAAUAAUAAUUUUAACAUGAAUAAAUAUUGAACAAUCAGUAGUGAUUAUAUUUAGGUGAUAAUAAAAUGACAGGAGGAAGUGGUGAUCUGAUGUUUUUUUUUAGUCUUUGCCUCACACCAUGUGGGAAAAUCAUUUUAUAGACUGAUCUGACAGAACAAUCUCCUCUUCAACUUAAUAUGAGAAUUUCAAACUGUACAGUGAUAAGCUGCGGGAACACAAUGUUAAUAUCUUGUUUUCCAAAAAGAGAAUCUGAUGAAGCUUCAUGUUUAAUUGAACAUGCUUCCACUCUGAAUUUAUACUGUAACUGGACUCGAGGAGUUGAUAGCGCUUAUCAUAUUCUGUUAUUUUAUUCUUUGAAUAAAUACACAAUGGACACAAAGUGA